AGCAAAGACGAGAUGAAGUAUGUUUUCUAUUAUUAAAGAAAAUCUUAUACCAUGGGGCAUCAUUCCUAUAAACAUGAAGAACAUUACUCCACAGUAGAAGGAAUACAGCAUUUCAGCUUUCAAUGUAAUUUUACUAGAUGCCAGUAGAGGGCCAUAUAAGGUAUUGGUAAAAAUGACCCAUGUAACUUCUUUUAUGUAAGCUAAACUUUUCUAAAGAAAGGAGUUUGCAUAUAUGUGCUAGAAGGGGUCUGACCUUUUUAUAUAACAAUAAGAACCAUCAUUAAAAGUAGACUUCACGUUUUAUCAAUCAUAGCUUAAAGGGUAGCUCCCACCAUCCUAUUUUAUUUUUUUUUGCUAGCCGGUCGCCAGGCAGGGAGCGAGUGCAGCCUAACUGAAAAAGGACUGAUUGCCACUCCAAAAUCAGUCCUUUUUCAGUAGCCAGUUUUUAAAUGUAAAUUAAACCUUUUUAAUGAAAAAAAUAAAUAAAUAAAAGUAUAUUAGAGAUAUGUUGUAGUACAUAAGUACUACAACAUAUCAAAAAAUAAAGUUGGUGACAGUGCCCAUUUAAAGGAAAUCUGGCAUCAAUAUCACCCACACUAACCUUUUAUACAGGCUUGUAUUAUCAAAACGAUACUUACCUUGUCCCAAUACAUCGCUGGGUUCCACCAUUAUUUGGCUUUUUCGUGAUAUGCUAAUGAACUGUUUGUGCCUGGGGAAGUGAGCGUAGCUCCGCCAUGCCCAGUGAGGUCACUGCUGCUGGGUCGGCACUCCUUCUGGCUCAUCAAUAUUCAUAUCCCCCCUUCCUUCCUGCUCAUUCUCUCUCAGACAGCGGCACCGUCAGAGAGAGACUGAGCAGAGAGGGGGGGGGGAAUAUGAAUAUUGAUGAGCAAGGCGGAGUGCCGGCCCAGCAGCAGUAACAUCACCAUGUCUGGUGCUGCUGUGUCAGAGAGAGAAUGAGCAGGGAGGAAGGGGGGAUUAUUGAUGCCCGAUGCAGCUCAUUAGCAUACCAUGAAAAAGCAGAAUAAUGGCGGAAAGGCUGAACAGGAUGAGGCAAAUGUUUUGAUCAGUGUCACUUGCACUAGAAGAAUGAAUAACAGGCAUCCUGAAGGGACUGGAGAGCCAGAGUCCAGGAAAGCCAGAACGGCGAUGAUCUCUUUGGAGGGAAGAAAAAGCUGGACUAUCAAAUUUAUGCAUGGAGAGGAGGAAUUCACACCUGAGGAAGGCCUCUCCUACAAACCCUAGGUGUGAUUGUUUCACUGUGGCUGAGGGCGCAGAGGACAGUCCUUAAGGAAGUGGUCUGCACUGGCGCAGUAAAGACAAAGAUUUUUGGUUCAUCAACGAGUCCUUUCCUGCAGGGUCAAGCGAGACCGAUCCACCUGCACAGCCUCCACUGUGGGAGGCACAGAAGAAGUUUGUGGUGGUUGGUGGAAGACUGGUGCCAGACGAGGAAAGUGCCAAGGUCGUGCAGAUUCCCUUUAUUGUCGUAAUUCCUCUCGUCGCUCGGAGAAAUGGAUAUCGAUCUGGGAUGCCAAUUGUAUAAGUUCGUUCAAGGUAGACGGCAAUUCCCGGGCUGCGAGGACAUCCUCAAUUUGGCUAGAUAAUCCUCUCUUGAAGGUAGCGCAGAGAGCUUCAUUAUUCCAGGCCAACUCCAAUGCCAGGGUUCGGAACCGGAUGGCAUAUUCACCAACAGUGGAGUUGCCCUGAGAAAAAAUUCAGCAGAGCUGUCUCUGCGGAGGAGGCUCGAGCAGGUUCCUCGAAGACAGUGCAAAAUUCCAUCAGGAAUGCCUGGAGAUUAGUAGUGAUGACAUCACUGCGAUCCCACAGUGGGGUUGCCCAGGCUAAAGCCCUUCCAGACAGGAGACUAAUGACGAAAGCUAUCUUUGCACGUUCUGUGGAGAACUGGUCCACCAUGAGUUCUAUGUGCAUGGAGCACUGCAUCACAAAACCACAACAGGACUUGGGAUCCCCCUCAUAUUUUUCUGGAAGCGACAAACAGAGUUUGGUUCUGGAGGAGACUGCAGCAGCGGGAGGCUGUACUGGAGCUGGAGGAGGAGGCUGAGGCUGUGGCAGUUGCUGCUGAGCAGAAAGCAACUGCUGCAUCAUGGCGGUUAGCUGGUUAAGCUGCUGUGCCUGCUGGACCAACUACUGGGACUGGAGCGCCAUGAUAGAUGCAAGAUCUGAGUUAUCAGGUAGAGGAACCCCAGUUGGAUCCAUGGCCGGAUCUUGCUGUCACGCACCUGGAUGGAGGCUGUCACGGAGCUGGAAGUGGAUCCUCCACCUGUGUGGCUGAUGACUCGGACCGUUUUCACCAGAGCCCGCCGCAAGGCAGGAGGGGCAUGCUGUGGCAGGCGACACCCAGGUCGCUACCUCCGACAUGGCUCGACCACACAGUGUUUUCAGGCUCUGACCUGUGACCAUGGCCUCUCCACAAGACCCAUUGCUGAAGGAGGAGGAAGAAGCAAUGGAAGACCAUAGUGAUAUGGAUGUAGAAAAAGGUGAUAUCCCUGAGAGGCAGAACCUGCCAUCUCUAAGCGGGAUGUCCAACGCACGUUCCAUCAUCACCGUAGUGAUCCUCGCCUUUGUUAAUUUGCUCAUCUAUGCAAAUCGCUCCAGCGUGGCGGGGGUGCUGCCUUAUAUACAGAAAGCAUAUGACACCAAUGCUAGUCUGUCCGGCUUAUUGAAUACAUUGUUCAUUGGAAGCUACGUGCUGGUCGCACCAAUUGCCGGAUAUUUGGGCGACCACUGUAAUAAGAAAUAUACUGUUUGCGCAGGAGUCAUCGUUUGGCUGAGCAUGACACUUACCCUGUCAUUCAUCCCUGAUGGGUACUUCCUGCUCUUCUUGCUGACGAGUGGACUGGUUGGAGCCGGAGAGGCGACUUUCUGCACCAUCGCCCCCUCCAUCAUUGCAGACCUUUUUACAAGUGACCAGCGGACCCGCAUGCUGAACGUGUUUUACUCCGUCAUACCUGUAGGCUGCGGACUAGGAUACAUCAUCGGGCCCAAAGUGACUGAUGCAGCAAGGGGCGAUUGGCACUGGGCGUUUCGGGUCACCCCUGGCCUGGGCCUCACAGCUGUGGCUUUGAUGAUUUUGGUCACAAAGGAGCUUCCAAGAACGACUACAAACGGGAAGAAGAACAACAAAUCCCAGAAGUUUGCCAAAUGGGCGACAGAUCUGAAAAAACUAUUUAAAAAUCGAAGCUUCAUGUUAACCACCAUGGGAUCGACGGCUGUAUCCUUCAUAGUGGGAGCCAUAGGUGUAUGGGGUCCGUCAUACCUGACCCACGCACGAACACUCCUACAAGAGAAGGACCCUUGCCGUGCUGAACCGUGUGACUAUCACGACAUCCUAAUAUUUGGUGUGGUUACAGUCGUUUCCGGCAUUCUGGGAGUUGUAGCAGGGACGGAGAUAAGUAAAAGAUAUCGCAAAUCCAACCCACGGGCGGACCCGCUUGUGUGUGGAUGCGCGAUGAUGCUCUCCGCCCCUUUUCUUCUGUUGGCAUUGACUUUUGGCAACAUCAGCCUCGUUGCCACCAACAUCUUCAUCUUCAUCGGAGUGACGCUUCUGUCAGUAAAUUUCACCCUCAUAUCUGACAUCAUACUAAAAGUAGUAACUCCGUGGAGGAGAUCUUCAGCCCUGGCCGUGCAGAUGACAAUCUAUCACCUCCUAGGUGACGCCGGCAGCCCGUACCUCAUCGGCCUGAUAUCUGACACGUACGAACGAGGAUAUGCCAAAUCCCCUCUUCUGAAAUACCGCAGCCUGGAGUAUGCCCUCAUGACCUGCACCAUAAUGGCAGUCAUAGGAGGGGCCUUCUUCAUGGCCACGGCCCUAUAUAUAGAGAGGGACGAAAAAGAAGCAGAGAUGGAAUCAGAACCUCCGUCAUCCUCCUCCUCCUCACUGCUUCCUGCUGAUGAGGACCGGGCUUCAGACUGAGGAAAAGUCAUUGCUUACCUU
Hyla sarda is the source of this 3952-nucleotide messenger RNA. RefSeq names its product protein spinster homolog 1-like. Bases 2417 to 3931 code for a protein of 504 amino acids. The record is from RefSeq and is a predicted model, not a curated record. Gene Ontology annotation, cellular component: membrane. Lineage: Eukaryota; Metazoa; Chordata; Amphibia; Anura; Hylidae. The transcript has 4 exons. Gene Ontology annotation, biological process: transmembrane transport. Gene Ontology annotation, molecular function: transmembrane transporter activity.